Messenger RNA from Metarhizium album ARSEF 1941, 984 nucleotides. RefSeq names its product quinone oxidoreductase. The coding region runs from base 1 to 984 and encodes 327 amino acids. The record is from RefSeq and is a predicted model, not a curated record. Gene Ontology annotation, molecular function: quinone reductase (NADPH) activity; zinc ion binding. Gene Ontology annotation, cellular component: cytoplasm. The transcript is spliced from 2 exons. NCBI's taxonomy places the organism in Eukaryota, Fungi, Ascomycota, Sordariomycetes, Hypocreales, Clavicipitaceae. Gene Ontology annotation, biological process: cellular response to oxidative stress.
AUGGCUCCCAUCCCAACCACCAUGAAGGCCGUGGAAAUCUCCAAAACCGGCGGCAUCGACGUCCUCGACUACAAGGACGUGCCGGUGCCCACCCCCAAAGAGGGCCAGGUCCUCGUCAGGAACGAAUUCGCAGGCGUAAACUUCAUCGACACCUACUUCCGCAGCGGCCUCUACAAGCUCAGCCUGCCCGCCGUCCUCGGCAACGAGGCCGCCGGCGAGGUCGUCUCCCACCACAAGGACGUGACGGGCUUCCCGCCCGGCACCAAAGUCGUCUACAUGGGCUCCCAGGCCUACGCGCAGUACACAGCCGUCCCGGCAUCCAGCGUCAUCGCCCUCCCGGCCGGUCUGACGACGGAGCAAGCCGCCGCCGUGUUCCUGCAAGGCCUCACGGCGUGGACCUUCAUCCGGGAAGCCGCCGACGUGCAGCCCGGCCAGUGGACGCUGGUGCACGCCGCCGCCGGCGGUGUCGGCCAGCUGCUCGUCCAGAUGCUCAAGAGCGUCGGCGCAAAGGUCAUUGCCGCCGCGAGCACGCAGGAGAAGCUGGACCUGGCCCGGACGCUCGGCGCCCAGUGGACAGUCAACUCCAACGACGACGUGGCCGCCAGGGUGGAGCAGAUCACGGGCGGGCACGGCGUGGACGCCAUCUUUGACGGCGUCGGCGCCGCCACGUUUGACGCCGACUUGCGCAUGAUCGCCUUGAAGGGGAACCUCGUGUCCUUUGGCAACGCGUCGGGCCCGGUUCCCGAUUUCAGCAUCCUUCGACUCGCGGACAAAAAUGUCAGGCUGGUGCGGCCAAAGGUCUACGGCUACGUCUCCGAGAGAAAGGACUUGGAGAAGUAUUCCGCCGAGCUGUUGGACAUGGUGGCCUCCGGCCAGGUCAAGAUUGCCAUUCAUGACGUUUACCCCUUGAAGGAAGCGGGGCGUGCUCACUCUGAUCUUGUGAGUCGAAAGACCAAGGGCAAGCUUCUCCUAAGUGUCGAGUGA